GGGAACAACCUGCUCCUCACCGUGUCCAAUGCUGUUGAUAUUUGGCUAGAGGGAGGAACACCGCCCUCCAAGCUCGUUCUGGGUAUGGGUCUUUACGGCCGCUCGUUCACAUUGAGGGGGCAGCAGACGGGCAUUGGCGCUCCCGUUAGCGGACCGGGUACUCCAGGAGUUUCAACACGAGAAGAUGGCUUCCUAUCUUAUUAUGAGAUUUGCAACAAACUCCAAGAUGGCCAGCUGACACGGGUAUGGGAUGUGAGGCGCCGGGUUCCUUAUGCUUUCCAUGGUAACCAAUGGGUUGGUUAUGACGAUAAAAGGAGCAUACGUGUCAAAGUUGACUUUUUGAAGGAGAAAGGCUUGGGUGGCGCCAUGGUGUGGGCCAUUGAUUUAGACGAUUUCAACGGGGACUGCGGCGAGACUUGGCCGCUGAUGAAAGCCAUCAACCGUAGGCUUGCAUUUGAUGCCACCUCUUCACCAGCCACCGAUGAGCUGGUCACUGACCCACCAGCCACGGACGCGCCAGCUACCAACGCCCCGGCCACCAACGUACCGGCCACCGAGAUAUCGGCUACCGACACACCGGCCACCGACGCAAGAAUCACCGAUGCGCUGGCCACCGACGCACUCUCCACAGACGCCCCGGCCACCAACGCACCAGCCGGCGAUGUAUCGGCCACCAACGUACCGGCCACCGACGGAAGAAUCACCGAUGCACUGGCCACCAACGCACUGUCCACAGACGCCCCAGCCACUAACGCAUCCUCACGAACCCACUCACCAGAUGCCGGUACCUUCACGUGUCGGGAUAAGCCCAAUGGAUAUUACGCAGAUCCCAACAGUUGCAGGAUGUACUACAUCUGCAACCAAGGAGUUGCAAGCUAUCUUCCGUGUGGUACAGGCUUGUACUUCGACCCCCAAACGUAUACUUGCAACUAUCCCGGAAACGUCCAGUGCAACGCCCCAGACACCCCCCUGUUCUGCGAUGACCGAGCCGACGGUCAUUACGCUGACCCAGCGGACUGCAGUAAAUUCUACCAAUGCGCAAACGGUUUCACAUAUCUAACGUCCUGUCAGGAUGGUCUCUUGUGGAAUUCCCACAUUAACUCAUGUGACUGGCCUCGUAAUGUCAAGUGCGACCGGAACGAAGUCUUCUCGUGUGACGGACGAGAGCACGGUUAUUACGGGGAUCCCUCUGACUGUGCCGGUUACUACCACUGCGCCGGUGGCAAGACGUACCGGUUCAGUUGUGGAGGAGACCUGUACUGGAAUGCGCAAGUUGGUGGAUGUGAUUAUCCAAGCAAUGUCCAAUGUACUAUAUAGUUCAAUAAAUUACAUGUACUGCCAGUAGAGUACUUUAUAGAAUUAGAAUGAUUGCCAUUAGCAAACGACGCUGCCCUAAAUCGUAAUGUUAUUUUGUCUUCAUUUUCCACAAUUGCAAACACAAGCUGGACAUCUAACAAAACGCGUACGAGUCGUUUCCUAUUCACUCGUGUCAUGUAGAUUUUAGCAUUGCUAUAAUUCCAAUUUAUGAAAUACUGAAAAAGAUUAAUGAAAUGUUACGAAAAGUGUCCUGACGAUGCAUGGAACAUAUUUCUAUAUAAUUUUCAGAUAAGUCUUCACGUUUCAGUUUCUAACAAUGGUUCUGUUGCAAUCAUGCACACAAAAUAAUUAUAUAAGUGCAGUGUUUUUUUAAGUAGAAAGUUUAUUAUUAGUCUUAAUAUCCUUUCAAUCUAUUAUUUUGUUGAAGGACCUUUUAUUUAAAAUGCUUAACUUUCAGUCUUUAUUAUAAACACAACUGUUGUUUAAAUGUCAUUAUUUAUUAGAGGUGAUCAAUGUUCCUAACUCAGUUUAUCAAAAUGUGUACUCUCUUCGAGCAGUUAAAGUUGUCUACACACCGCAGGAAAAGUUUGUUAGAUAAAAGAGCAUGACUCUCAGGCUGAAGAUGGACGAUA
This is a messenger RNA of Acanthaster planci (crown-of-thorns starfish), 1949 nucleotides long. RefSeq names its product chitinase-3-like protein 1. Gene Ontology annotation, biological process: carbohydrate metabolic process; chitin catabolic process. NCBI's taxonomy places the organism in Eukaryota, Metazoa, Echinodermata, Asteroidea, Valvatida, Acanthasteridae. Gene Ontology annotation, molecular function: chitin binding; chitinase activity. Gene Ontology annotation, cellular component: extracellular region. The record is from RefSeq and is a predicted model, not a curated record.